Messenger RNA from Rhopalosiphum maidis (corn leaf aphid), 3559 nucleotides. RefSeq lists its product as uncharacterized. Lineage: Eukaryota; Metazoa; Arthropoda; Insecta; Hemiptera; Aphididae. Bases 294 to 1880 code for a protein of 528 amino acids. The transcript is spliced from 3 exons. Gene Ontology annotation, biological process: regulation of DNA-templated transcription. Gene Ontology annotation, molecular function: protein binding; RNA binding. The record is from RefSeq and is a predicted model, not a curated record.
UAUAUUUUUUUCGAUUUUCUUUUACAAAAAUAGUUUAGUGUUUUUCCACGAGAUCAGUAGUCGCAUAUAAAUUAAUUUUAUCUCUCGUCUGUUUUUACUUUUCUCUCUUUGCGGACUCGCGUGUGCAUGAAAUACUCCUCGGAACACCGGUUUACCAACGGCCAUGUGUCAACGAAUCUUUCAAUCGGUCGUUGUCCACCUGUAGAACACCGAUCUCGUGUACCUCCGAAAAAUCACCAAAUCCGUUUGUACGGUUAAAAAUAACGCACAGGUAUUUAUCAGCGAUACGCGCAAUGAUCACCAGCGGUCUCGUGGUGGACGGCGUUAGCCACGGACUCCAGGCCCAUUUGCCGUAUAAUCACCAGGCUGUCCACAACCACCACCGUAUGUCGUACGCGGAACCGUCGGCGUACAUGAAAUCGGUAGGUCCUCCGCCGCCUUCGCCACAGCAACAGCAACAACAGCAGCAACAGCAGCAGUCUUCUGAGCUGCCGUCCACGCCCGAAUUCCUGCGGCCGUUGCCGAAACCCGCGCCCGUGAACCCUCUUAAAGCGCCUCGGGCGUCGUCAAAGUAUGCGGUGGACUGCCGUCCGGUCAAUCUGACGGCCCCAAAAGAACCGUUACCGCCACCGUCGGUGGAUCACCAUAUCAGGUUAGACGACCGGCACCAUCCAUACCCCGUGUACGGACAUCCUCGGCUCUACGUCAGCGCGACGCCGUAUCACCCGUACCAUCCGAUGCACCAGCCGCCGGCACCGUACGGCGUGUACACUAGCCCGUACGCGCCCGUCAUUCCGCGCGAUACCAGGCACCAUCUGAUGCAGCCGCCGCAGGAACGGAGAUACCCAAGUCCGCCGAAUAAGAAUAACGGUGUGAGCGUGGGAAAUCGGACCAGCCCAUCGUCGUCGCCUCCCGAACAGUUUAAGGUUCCCAACGGUCGGGACAAUAAACCACCCCUACAGCUGCAGCAGCAACGGAUACUACCACCUCCCCAACCGGCCACUACGGUAGCUGCUGCGUCUGUUGUCAACCACAACAGCAACAUUAACAACAACAAUAAUAACCACAUAGGCGCUGCUGCUGAACCUUCGCCAAAGAAACUGCGGCGCAACACGCCGGAACCGCUAUCACCGCCGGCGGCCAAGACGUCCAACUUCACCAAGGGUUCACUGAUACGGUUGGCCAACGGAAAUAUAAAAAAGGUCGAAGACAUGAGGACCGAAGACUUUUUGAACUCUGUGGAAAACAGCGACCUGCACAGGAUCGAUCCUAGCACGGUGGUGAGAAUCGAACCUGUGACGGAUUCGGCGGUCAAAGGCAACAUAAAGAUUACACUUAGCUACGGUGACCAAAGAAAUCAUCAGAUCGGCAAUGACAACAAAAAGACGAGUUCAGCGGCGGCCAUUGCGGCUGUGACGUCCAAAUCGCAACAGGUGGAAAUGGAGAGUGGCGCCGAACACCCGUACUUCGUGUUUGGCCGGGGCUGGGCGUCGUGGAGUCCGGCUAAGACGCUGGCCAAGUACGGGUUGACGUGCCAGAGAUUGCAGGUGGGUGACGUGUGCGUGUCGCUGACAAAACGAGUGGCGGCAGUGGCUUCCGACUCGACAACGACAACGGCCACGACCACGACAACGGCCACGACCUCGACAACGCCACCGCACGGAAAACGACGGCAGCAGCAUAACGUCUCUGCAGCCGUACAACAGCAGCAGCAACAGCACCACAAUCAUCAGCAACAACACCUCCACCAUCUCCAUCAACAUCAUUCGGCGGCCGUUCAAAAAGCUCAGCUACAGUUGCAGCAACAGUUUGUGGACGACGAGAAGAACAGCAGGAACAAGAGACGGUGGUCCGCCCCUGACCCAGAACCCGCUACUUAAGAGAACGAUUUAAAAGAAGACGACGAUAAAUCUCUGUGCCUAAAUGUUUUUAUCCGCUUCUCGAUCUUUCUCAAAUUUUAUGAACGCGUAAACGACGACCUUAUAUACAUGUACGCUAUCAUUACUCGUUAGUUUAUUGUAUACAGGUGUAUAUUGAUCAAUAUAAGAUAUUGGUACGCGCGAGAUUUUUACGGGACAAAAACGACGUCAAAACAAUCUUCUAGUCCCUUACCCCGUCCUCCAUUUUUCCUUUCAUCAAUGACGUGAUAUCAUAAUGUUGUUUCGUUUGGUUUUUGUACAUUUUUAUAUUUUUCGCCAUGCCCACCCGAAUCGAAUUGAUCCCAGAUAGUCUCGUGGUGAUGUUUAGUUUCGACAUUUUUUAGGCCAUCGCAUAUGUGUUGGUACAUAAUGAUUCCCUUUGCAGUUACUACUUUUACUUCAAUAUAAUGUGUAAUCGUACAAAGACUGAAAAUUCUAUGAAGGUUUUGAGAGAUUGUUUUGUGUAUUUCGAAUACUCGCGGUACAAAAGUAUUUUAUAUAUUCGAUGUUUGACCAGCGAGGAUCAGGGGGAAGAAAAAACUUAAAAACAAAAACAAAACGUAAUGAUAAACUAAGUAAGGAUUCACUCGUUUUUUCUCAAUAUUAUGAAACAUAUAAAAAUAUAAUUUGUUAUAUGUAAAAAUGAGUAAUACCUAUUUUUAUCGUUGUUAUUUUGUUAAAAACUCAAACAAAAAUUUAGAUACAUGUUAUACAUUCACUAUUAAAAGUCUAUAAAAUGUAUAUUUUUUUUUCGGAAAAAACAAUGUAAAAAUAUUUACCUAUAUUUCGUGUUUAAUUAUCUAUAAUAAUAUGUAAACCACCUUUUAAUAUUAAUACGCUUAAAACUUAAAUGCCAUACAUUAUGUGUUAUUAUUAUGUAUAAGUUUGCAGUAUUUCAAAAGCUCUAAAUUUAUUUCUGGAUAGAAUGAUCUCAUCGCGCGUAAAUGAACAAAUUUUUUUCAAAAAAUUUUAAUUUCUCCUGUCUUUCAAAAUUAAAAUUUUUACGCAUGUGAUAUUUUAAAAAUGAGGUGGAAAUGACCUUUUGAUUUUAUAUUAAAAUAAUUAUAAUAAUAUAUAUAUAUAAUUAUAAUAUAUAUAUUUAUAUAUAUUAUAAAAUAACUUAAAAUAAUAUUACUAUAUACGAACAUUUGACUCUCAAGACUAUAGUUAAAAAAUAAUAUAUUUUUACUAUGAUUAUUUUCUUUUAAUUAUUAAUUAUAUACUUAUAACUAUUUUUGUUAAAAAUCUGAUAAGUUGAAGAGACUGACAAGUACAUGAUAAUCGCGGUUGAGUUAAACCACUUCAUUAUUAUAUUUUUUCUAUCAGGUCUAAAGACUGUAGAUGUGAAAUUCUUUUUACCUCUCAACGAUAUGAUAUUUAUUUAUUUAUUUUUAGCCCAUGCUUUUUCAUGCACAUAUCCUCAUAUUGCCUAAUGUAUAAAUUAUAAUAUUUAAAUGUAUUGAUGUAUGAUUAAAAAUAAAAAUUGCCAAUUUGUAUUUAUUUUAAUGUAUAAAGUGAUACGAAAAUGGCAACAAUACUUUGUGUUUACCAGAAUGUUAUUUUUAUUUUUUUUAUUACAUUAUCUAUAUAUUAUGUAUGUAUAUUGUAUACAUGUUCAUAUUUUUUAUGUUUUUGACUAU